CGUCGAGGCCGGCGGUUGGCGGCGGGCAGCGCGGCGGCCAUGGCGGCGAGCGUCGCGCGCUGUGCUGUGUGGAGAUGGCCGUGGCGGGCAGGCUCCCGGCGCUGGUACCGUACGGAGCGGGGGGUGUACGGCUACAAGCCGCGCAAAGCGGUAGGAGAGAGCUCGGCGGAGCCGCGCGGCGCUGGGGAGAGCGGCAAAGCAGUUGAUCAUGCCCUUGCUCGUUUAAUAACUGCGUACUCCGAACAUGGACACAAAGCAGCCAAAAUAAAUCCACUGUUUGCUGGGCAAGCUGUUAUGAAUGUGGUACCUGAAAUCCGAGAGUUGACUGAAGUUCUUCAAGGGCCUCUCAUUACCACAGGGCUUCUCAACAUGGGAAAAGAAGAGGCUUCUGUAGAGGAUGUGUUGGCUUACCUUGACCAUGUGUACUGCGGCCAUAUUUCCAUAGAAACAAGCCAGCUUCCAACCUUGGAGGAGAGAAAAUGGUUUACUAAAAGAUUUGAAGAACUGAAACAAGAAGCGUUUAUGACUGAAGAGAAAAAGCACUUGUGCAAACUGAUGUUGGAGUCACAGGAGUUUGAUCGCUUCUUAGCCACCAAGUUUGCUACAGUGAAGCGAUACGGCGGAGAAGGAGCAGAGAGCAUGAUGGGCUUCUUCCAUGAAUUGUUUAAGAUGUGUGCAUACAGUGGUGUGACAGAUAUCAUUCUUGGAAUGCCUCACCGUGGAAGACUUAAUCUUCUCACAGGCUUGCUUCAGCUUCCACCAGAGCUCAUGUUCCGUAAGAUGCGUGGUUUGAGUGAGUUUCCAGAGAAUUCAGCAGCCAUUGGGGACGUUCUCUCCCACCUGACAUCUUCUGUGGAUCUUGACUUUGGUUCGCACAGGCCUGUGCAUGUCACCUUGCUACCAAACCCCUCACACUUAGAAGCAAUCAAUCCAGUGGCCGUGGGCAAGACACGAGGAAGACAGCAGUCUCUGCUCGAUGGAGAUUACUCCCCAGAGAGCUCCGCACAGCCUGGAGACAAAGUUAUUUGCCUGCAGGUUCAUGGUGAUGGUGCUUUCUCUGGGCAGGGGAUUGUUCCUGAAACACUGACCCUCUCCAAUCUACCACAUUUCAGAGUUGGUGGGAGCAUCCAUUUGAUUGUUAAUAACCAGUUGGGCUACACCACUCCUCCAGAGCGAGGAAGAUCAUCACUGUACUGUAGUGACAUUGGUAAAAUUGUUGGAUGUGCAGUUAUCCAUGUCAAUGGGGACGAUCCUGAGGAAGUUGUCCGUGCCACACGACUGGCAGUUGAGUACCAACGCCAGUUCCGCAGGGAUGUGAUAGUAGACUUGCUCUGCUACAGGCAGUGGGGCCACAAUGAGCUUGAUGAGCCAUUCUUCACCAACCCUAGCAUGUACAAAAUCAUCAGAUCCCGUAAGAGCAUCCCAGACACGUACGCAGAACACCUCGUAGCUGCUGGGCUCAUGACUGAUGUUGAAGUAUCUGAGAUAAAGACGACCUACUAUUCCAAACUAAACGAUCAUCUUGCCAACAUGACUUUGUAUAGUCCACCUCCUACCAACCUGCAGGCUCACUGGAAAGGUUUGGUUGAACCUUCUGCUAAAAUCACCACUUGGGACACAGGUAUGCCAAUACCACUCCUGCAGUUUAUUGGAGUCAAGUCUGUAGAAGUGCCUGAAGAGCUCCAGAUGCACAGCCAUCUUCUAAAGACGUAUGCACAGUCAAGAGUUCAAAAGAUGGAGGAAGGAAAAAAGCUGGACUGGGCAACAGCUGAAACGUUAGCAUUUGGUUCCCUGCUGAGCCAAGGAUUUAACAUCAGACUAAGUGGACAAGAUGUUGGCAGAGGAACCUUUAGCCAACGACAUGCGAUGUUGGUUUGCCAAGAAACAGAUGACACCUACAUUCCUCUGAAUCACAUGUCCCCAGAGCAGAAGGGUUUCUUAGAGGUGAGUAACAGUCCCUUGUCUGAGGAAGCUGUACUUGGUUUUGAAUAUGGAAUGAGUAUUGAGAGUCCUAAGUUACUGCCAAUUUGGGAAGCUCAAUUUGGAGACUUCUUUAAUGGAGCCCAGAUAAUAUUUGACACUUUCAUCUCUGGAGGUGAGGCCAAAUGGCUUCUGCAGAGUGGGAUAGUGAUUCUUCUUCCCCAUGGCUAUGAUGGUGCAGGUCCUGAGCACUCAUCCUGCCGGAUGGAACGUUUCCUGCAGAUGUGUGACAGCUCAGAGGAAGGAGUUGAUGGGGACCGAGUGAACAUGUCAGUUGUGCAUCCCACCACCCCAGCACAGUAUUUCCAUUUACUCCGGAGGCAAAUGGUCCGAAACUUUAGGAAACCUCUCAUUGUUGCUUCUCCAAAAGUGUUACUCAGGCUCCCUGCUGCUGUAUCAAGUUUUGAAGAAAUGGCUCCGAGAACAACAUUCAAACCUGUCAUCGGUGACUCCUCAGUAGAUCCUAGAAGUGUCACCCAUGUGGUGUUCUGUUCUGGUAAGCAUUACUAUGCUCUGGUGAAGCAAAGAGAGACAGUAGGAGAAAAGCAACACAACAUAGCUAUUUUAAGACUUGAAGAACUGUGUCCUUUCCCACUGGAAGCUCUGCAGCAAGAGCUGAGCAGAUACAGUCGUGCCAAAGUCUUCAUUUGGAGUCAGGAAGAGCCACAGAAUAUGGGUCCUUGGUCUUUUGUGUCACCACGGUUUGAAAAGCAGCUGGGAAUUAAGCUCCGUCUUGUGAGUAGACCUCCUUUACCAGCCCCAGCAGUUGGCAUUGGAACCCUGCACCACCAACAGCAGGAAGACAUUCUUACCAACACAUUUAUCUAAAUUUUCAGUGGACAGACUACUCCUGCAGUCAGUCAUGUUGGUUGCCUUCUUCCUGUGAAGAACAAAAGCCAGAUCCUUAGGACUCAAUUCUCCAAAACAGGGAAAAAGAAUGGAAUGAGUUCUGUAAUGGUAAAGCAAUUUUGUAAUGUAGGGGCAUACCUAAGGGUGAAAGCUGAUGUCUGUUACUCCAGGUGGUUCUUGGUCCUUUUUACUAUUUUCCACACAAGAUUUUUUAAAAGUUUAAAAACCAAAAAUGCAGUUUGGGGGGCAGCUCUGUGAGAUGAGUUAAAAGCACCUUGUAUCAGCUUGCUUGUCCACACUGCGCCCAGUUCCCUGGUCAUGGUGCACGCGUGGAAAUGGUUUCUUGUUUCCACAGAGGUGUUAGUGCUCGUUGGUUGAAUAAAUGCUUCCCUGUGCCUGAGAA
Molecule: messenger RNA, 3232 nt
Organism: Tympanuchus pallidicinctus (lesser prairie-chicken)
Lineage: Eukaryota; Metazoa; Chordata; Aves; Galliformes; Phasianidae
Gene: DHTKD1
Product: dehydrogenase E1 and transketolase domain containing 1
Exons: 17
Coding region: 40-2808 (922 amino acids)
Biological process (GO): tricarboxylic acid cycle
Molecular function (GO): thiamine pyrophosphate binding; oxoglutarate dehydrogenase (succinyl-transferring) activity
Source: RefSeq, a predicted model, not a curated record